Messenger RNA from Lycium ferocissimum, 2433 nucleotides. Its product is annotated as BEL1-like homeodomain protein 7. Gene Ontology annotation, biological process: regulation of transcription by RNA polymerase II. Gene Ontology annotation, molecular function: RNA polymerase II cis-regulatory region sequence-specific DNA binding; DNA-binding transcription factor activity, RNA polymerase II-specific. Bases 388 to 2196 code for a protein of 602 amino acids. The record is from RefSeq and is a predicted model, not a curated record. NCBI's taxonomy places the organism in Eukaryota, Viridiplantae, Streptophyta, Magnoliopsida, Solanales, Solanaceae. The transcript is spliced from 5 exons.
UGUGUGCAACUCUCACGUGUGAAUAGAUAAAAUGAUGGAUAGAGAGUAUAUGAUAAGUAAGUACUUUAGAAAAGUACUACAAGAGUGAUGAUUUCUUGUACUACUAGUUAGGAGCGUUAAAUAUUUUUUUAAUUUCUUGGGUCUUUGGAUUUUCUUAUUUCUUGGUCAUAUUGACUUUGUUAUGCCUGAGAACUAGAAAAAGAGUUGAUAUUUGAGUAUAGGGAUCAGAGUUUUUGCUUUCUAGAAAUCAUUUUUUGGUCGAUCCAAGCUUUGCUGUUCCCCAGAGAAGACACAAAUUUUGCAGGUUUUCAGGAGACUGUAAUUGGAUAGUUGUAACUCAAUAAUUAUUCAUCUUCAAGUAAAAAAGUUAUCGAGAAAUUACCAAGGAUGGCAACUUAUAUUCCUAGUCCAAACAAUCAAAGAGAUGCUGAAACAUUUCAAUAUUUUAGGCAAUCUUUGCCUGCUUCUUAUUCAGAAGCUUCAAAUGCUCCAGAAAACAUGAUGGUGUUCAUGAACUAUUCCUCUUCCGGGGCAUAUUCAGAUAUGUUGACCGGUACUUCCCACCAACAAAACGGCUGCAUCGAUAUCCCACCAACAUCACAACAGGAAAUAUUAUCGAAUCUUGGAGGAUCGCGGAUGGGAAUUCACGAUUUUUCCCUCAGUCUUGGCUCCAAUAUACCAUCCGCAAUUGGAAUUUCACAUGUCCAAUCUCAGAAUCCUAACCAAGGUGGUGGUUUUACUGUGUCAUUCAUAGAUGAUGAUAGUUCCCAAUCAAAACAACAAAGAAAUGCAGAUUAUUUGCCUCCGGACUUUCACAACUCGGAUGCUAUGAAAGGGUAUAAUUCUACAUAUGGUACGUCGAGUAUUGGAAGGACCAUUCCCAACUCAAAGUAUUUGAAAGCAGCUCAAUAUUUGCUUGAUGAGGUUGUUAGCGUCAGAAAGGCUAUCAAAGAGCAAAAUUCUAAGAAAGAGUUGACAAAGGAUUCCAGAGAUUCUGAUGAGGACUCAAAAAAUAAAUCAUCAGAUCCUUCUCAUGAGUCGAAAAACAACCAAAGUGAACUUUCAAUUACCGAGAAGCAAGAAGUGCAGAACAAACUGACCAAGCUUUUAUCAAUGCUGGAUGAGAUUGAUAGACGGUACCGACAAUAUUAUCAUCAGAUGCAAAUAGUGGUCUCAUCAUUUGAUGUGGUAGCUGGAGAUGGAGCAGCUAAGCCAUACACAGCUCUUGCUCUCCAGACAAUUUCCCGUCACUUCCGUUGCUUGCGCGAUGCAAUCUGUGAUCAGAUUCGAGCAUCACGAAGAAGUCUUGGAGAGCAAGAUGGUUCAGAAAACAGCAAAGCGGUUGGAAUAUCACGCCUGCGUUUUGUGGAUCAGCAUAUUAGACAGCAGAGAGCCCUGCAGCAACUUGGUAUGAUGCAACAACAUGCCUGGAGGCCUCAAAGGGGUUUGCCUGAAAACUCUGUUUCAAUUUUGCGUGCUUGGCUUUUUGAGCACUUUCUUCAUCCCUACCCGAAAGAUUCUGACAAAAUUAUGCUAGCAAGGCAAACUGGUUUAACGAGAAGUCAGGUCUCAAAUUGGUUCAUAAAUGCACGGGUGCGCCUUUGGAAACCCAUGGUUGAGGAAAUGUACAAAGAAGAAGCUGGCGAUGCUGAAAUAGACUCAAAUUCUUCAUCAGAGGUUGCUCGCAGAGUUGCAACAAAAGACUCAAAAGUUGAAGGAAGAGAAGAAUUGCACCACAAUGCAACCUCAGAAUUUGAGCAUUACAAUAGUAGUGGCCAAAUCUUGGGGUCAAAAUCUAACCAUGUAGCUGAUGUAGAAAUGGAGGGAGCAAAUAAUGCAGAAACUCAAAGUCAAUCUGGAAUGGAAAAUCAAAGAGACGAACCCCCGCCUGCUAUAGAUAAUUGCACCCUUGUCCAGGACGCAUUUGUUCAAAGCAGAAACAGGUUCUCGGAAUUUGGUAGUUUUGGAAGUGCAAAUGUACUUCCCAAUGGAGUUUCACUUACAUUGGGGUUGCAGCAAGGUGAAGGAAGCAACCUACCGAUGUCCAUCGAGAGUCACGUUCGUUAUGUACCAUUAAGGGCAGAUGAUAUAUAUAGUACAACACCUACUACUAUGGUCCCUGAAACAGCAGAAUUCAACUGUUUGGAUUCCGGGAACAGGCAGCAUCCAUUUUGGCUCCUACCAUCUGCUACAUGAUUUUGUAGCAUGAUGUGAGGUAGAAUUAAACUGCAAGUUUUGACAACAUCCAACAAGCAUUCAUCUUCCAUUGGGUGGUUAGUUUGAAGCUUACAGUAACAGUCUCAUUAAAUCACUGUUGUAAUAUAGCAAAAUAUUGGAUGGGAAGUUUCCCAACUUAUUAAAUCUGUAAAGUCUGUAAAGGUAUGUUGGAAUUUGUUCUAUAGCCAAUCCCAACUGCUUGAGAUUGAAGCGUAA